CACCGAAAUCGGUCGUGUAUUACUCAAGAUAUUCCGUUUUAAUCCGAUUUCUUACCUGAGUCGUUUUCUGAAACGCGCGGUUUUUUCCGGAAAAAAUGCUCGUGACGUCACAACGAGGACGGCCAUUUUGAAAACUGUAGUGAACAGUGUGCGUGUCUUGUGUUUUUUAAUCGUAUUUUCGUGUAUUUUCAAGUGUUUUGUGUAAAUAUUUUGGAUGGUAGUGUGUUUAGGACUUUCCGUAGAUGUAGUGUGUAGUAUUUAACUGUGUAGUUUAGGCUGUAUAAGCCGCAAUCAUGGACAGUGGCAGUGUCAGUCGGAGGAUGUGUGUAGCUGGAAGAUGCAGUAGGAAAAAAGCCGAUGGUAUAAGUUUACACCAGUUUCCUUUUGAUAGACCUGCAAUUCUUCGUCAGUGGACGGCGUAUGUGAAGAAUUCAAGGAAGAACUGGACAGGUCCAACUUCAGCUUCGGUGCUAUGUUCUGUACAUUUCUCGCCGGACUCUUACCCCGCCAAGUACAGAAUAAUGGAGUCUAUGGGAGUCCCCGUUCAGCGAAAAGAGUUGGAAAGAGAUGCCGUGCCGACUGUUAAGAUUCAGAUCCCUGAGGAAAAGACGCCAUUUACGGGGGAAACGAAAGGCUGAUGACUUCAAUUCACCCCUGAUGAGCAGCACACCCAAGAAGCCAAAUUUAAAUUUGACU
Molecule: messenger RNA, 696 nt
Organism: Saccostrea cuccullata (small rock oyster)
Lineage: Eukaryota; Metazoa; Mollusca; Bivalvia; Ostreida; Ostreidae
Product: THAP domain-containing protein 10-like
Exons: 1
Coding region: 294-638 (114 amino acids)
Source: RefSeq, a predicted model, not a curated record